CGGCUACUUCAUUUUUGAAUUCCCCCUCGCGUGUCUCUCUCUCUGCAAAAUCCUCUCUGUCUGUGUGCUUUCUUGCCAAAUCCUCAACUCUCAUUCUUAAUUCGUUUCUUGUUCUUGAAAAGUAGCCAUGAGAAGCGAGAGAAUCGAUUCAGGCGAAACAGAAACGAGAGCGAGGAUGAAUCUCUCGCCAGAAGUCGACGAUUACAUCAAAGACACCAUCGAUCACUCCUUAGGGCUUCCCAUCUCAAUCGAAUCUCUCCAAACGAAGCUUCUCGCGGCUGAAGAAGCGCAGCGCCGUCUCCGAGAUCAGUAUCUGGCUCUCCUCUCCAGAUCAAAGGAGAAAGACCAAGUGCUAGAACGAGUUAGGUCGGAAGCGAGUAUGAAUGCACAGGCGUUGAAGAAGUUCGUGGAGGAGAACCAGAAACUGGCGGAGGAAUGCGGAAACUUGUUGAGGCAGUGUAAGAAAUGGGAAAGAGAGUGCUUGCUUUAUCAUCAAGACCGUGACGCCUUGAUGGAGUUCGGGAACGAAUCGGAUGAGAGGGCGAGAGAUGCAGAAGCUAGGGUUCGUGAAUUGGAAGAGGAAGUUGCUAGAAUGUCUGAGGAAUUGCAGCUUUGUAAGCAACGACAAAUUGGGAUUGAGCAAGUUGAUAACAACUGCUCACCACAAGAAGAAGAUUUACUUGAUUCAGUUUUGGGAUCACUCAUAAGCAAAGAUGAAAAUACCAUCGGGCGUCUCUUCUUAGAGGCAAACGUUCAAGACCAAUCCUGCCAAGCCUUGUUGAGCAAAUGGGAUCGGUUAAAGCCUUCAACGCAAAAGGUUCUGUCUUUAGUUUCGGUGGCAAAGAAAUUUGAAAAAGAAAGGGAAUGCAUCAUCCAGAAUCUCGCUAAAGCCGAACAAGAGGCAGAACUUGUGAGCAUACAAAACCGAAAGCUGGAUAAAGAAAAUCGCAAGUUGUUAAGGCAGCAGUUAAGCCCUCUUGGUUCUUCUGAGACAAGCCACAAAAGCGCAUCUGCUAAGUCAAACAAGAGAAAGUGUCCAAAGAUGAUGAGCAGCCCAAUCGAGAAGAUGCUUGAGUUUAGCGGCAGUCCAGAAAUUGGCAGGAAGCCUCUAUCACCUGUGUGGGAUAACUCAGCAGAUUCUAGGAUGAACAAGAAGUGAUGAUAAACACGUCUCUGUAUUAUCAAUGUGUGUGUCUUGUUGGAAGAGGGAAAAAACAAAACUGAUUCGGAUUACAUUGUCGCUUCUCUGAAGCUACUUACCAUCACUGUGACAAAAUGUAGAGAAUGUGGUUUCUUUCUCUAUGUGGGCAGAGAUUCCCCUAACAUUGUAGAAAAAAAAAGAAUUAAUGGCUUGUUUCUAACACAA
Molecule: messenger RNA, 1366 nt
Organism: Brassica napus (rape)
Lineage: Eukaryota; Viridiplantae; Streptophyta; Magnoliopsida; Brassicales; Brassicaceae
Exons: 5
Coding region: 128-1159 (343 amino acids)
Source: RefSeq, a predicted model, not a curated record